Molecule: messenger RNA, 1466 nt
Organism: Nicotiana tabacum (common tobacco)
Lineage: Eukaryota; Viridiplantae; Streptophyta; Magnoliopsida; Solanales; Solanaceae
Product: GDT1-like protein 3
Biological process (GO): Golgi calcium ion homeostasis; Golgi calcium ion transport; manganese ion transmembrane transport
Cellular component (GO): Golgi apparatus
Molecular function (GO): manganese ion transmembrane transporter activity; calcium ion transmembrane transporter activity
Source: RefSeq, a predicted model, not a curated record
CAUUUGGGGAGGGAGGUCUGUAUUUGGGGAGAUGAUGCUACCAAAUCCCAUAGCUCACAACGCGUACCCGCAAGAUCUCCUCUAACUACUCCCUCUUGUCCUACUACGAACACUUCCUGCGUAAAUCCCAAUUCCCUUUUCUCGAUCCCUGAAAAUCCUUUUCUCGUUUGUUCCACCGUAUAAUCUCGAGAAUUGGGCUUAAAAAUCAAUCACCGGAAUACGAAAACAAUCAUGGGUUUGCAAUCAAACCCAAGAAAUAUAUGGAUUCUUCGUCCUAAUUUUACAUUCUUAGUCCUUUUACUUCUCAUCACUUCCCCUUUGAUCUCUGCUCAGGAAGCUGGGGAUGAAAAUGAAAGAGUGGAGUCAGGUGGACGGUUCAAAGAUCUGGGCAGGCGUAGUAAAAUUAUUGUUGAAAAACUUAAGACUGGUGUUAUUAGGGGUGACAAUGAUCCUGAUUUUGUUGAUGUUGCUCUGGACUUGGAUUCUGGUCUUGGGAUCUUUGAUGCCUUCUUUGCUAGUUUUUCCAUGAUCCUUGUCAGUGAGAUUGGUGAUGAGACAUUCAUAAUAGCAGCUCUGAUGGCAAUGCGUCACCCGAAGUCAAUUGUUUUGUCUGGUGCACUUAGUGCCUUGUUUGUUAUGACAAUACUGUCUACUGGACUUGGUAGAAUUGUGCCAAAUUUGAUAUCAAGGAAGCAUACAAACAGUGCAGCUACAGUUCUUUAUGCCUUUUUUGGGCUUCGGCUUCUCUAUAUUGCAUGGAGGUCGUCAGAUUCAAAAGCUUCCCAGAAAAAGGAAAUAGAGGAGGUUGAAGAAAAACUUGAAGCUGGACAGGGGAAAGCAGCAGUCAGACGUUUCUUUUCCAGAUUUUGUACGCCUAUAUAUUUGGAGUCCUUUAUCUUGACCUUUCUAGCAGAGUGGGGAGACCGUAGCCAGAUAGCAACAAUUGCUCUAGCUACACACAAAAAUGCAAUUGGAGUUGCUGUUGGGGCUGUAAUAGGACACACCAUAUGUACUUCAGUGGCAGUGGUGGGUGGAAGUAUGCUUGCGUCCAGGAUCUCACAGCGGACAGUAGCAACGGUUGGGGGCCUUCUUUUCCUUGGGUUUUCCUUGUCGUCAUAUUUCUAUCCACCUCUAUAAUUCCCACUUCUUAGUUUAAGCUAAUUCAUUAGGGAUGGGUUUGCCCGAAUUGUGGGCUUAAGAGGAAAAAUGAAUCGUUUCAACAGGUAUUUCACCUUAUUUUUGUGUAAAUGUAAACAUACUGAAUAUUCACAUGAAUCUGGAAAAAAUUGCUACAAUAGUGGCUGUAAUUUUUUUCCCUAUCUUUUAGAGAGGUGUGGAGCGAGAUAGCAGCGAUACAUAAGGAGUUAUCUUAUCAUCUCAAUAAUCUUAUUGUGUUAGGAUUGUUCUCUGAAAAGUAGACAUUUGGGAUUGAGGCAUCGGAUUAAUUGAAAUGUUCUUUAGCAAAA